AAACAGGGAGGUUGUGUCUCAUUACCAAUCAACUGCCAGGACUGCAGAUAUGGGAGGGGCUGUAGUUUGGAGAGAGGGUGAGGAGGGGACGCAGGUAUGACUGGUUUUGGUGACAGUUGGAAGAGAGAUUGGACUUUACACGCUGAGAGAAGACGAGAAGAUCAGAGACACAUGGACACUAUUAGAAGAUCACUGCUGAGACAGCCUUCCUCCUCUUCCAGCUCUAUCUAUCAUCGUCACUCAGUAGGAGGGGCUGAGGGUGACGAGGUGGGUGGGAUUGAGUUGAAGCUCGACCAACCAGAGUCCGAGGAGGAGCUGGAAGCGGAACCUAAAGGUGACAUCAUUGCCUUGGUGUUACGGCAACCGCUGCAUCACAGGAAGACCGUAAUCUACCUAUGUCUCUCAACACUCAUAUUCACUACAGCGUUUCUAUUGGGCUACGUGGCUUUCCGUGGGUCGUGCCACUAUUGUGGUGUUGAGGGGGAGAUGGUCCCUGCGGAAGAUAAGCCUGGAACUGACCAUGACAACCUGGUGGUGGGUAUGUACCUGGGGGAACUACGGGACAUGCUGAAAUACUUGCAAGAUGAGAAGAUAGAGAGCACUGUCAGGCGAGUCAGCAGGACGACCCACCCAUCGGGGUCCUCGGAGGGCACAACUCUGGCAGCAGAGAUACUAGAGACGUUUAAAGAUCUCCACAUGGACCACACCUGGACCGACUCACACUAUGCUACACUACAGUUCCCCUCCAGGAUCCAGAGGAACUCUCUAUGGAUGGUGGAUUUACAGGGGGAGGUGUUGGAGGAGAUUCCUCUGGAAGAUCCAGACUCCUACUGUGCCUACAGCGCCACUGGCACCGCCACGGGGGGCGUGGUGUAUGUAAAUUACGGCCGCCAGCAGGAUUUUGACUGGCUGCAGUCUGCGGGAGUGUCUGUGGUUGGCUGCGUUGUAGUGAUGCGUGUGGGGGGCGGGGUUAGUUAUGCUGAGAAGGUGCUAUUGGCUCAGAAGGCUGGAGCAGGCGGAGCCUUGAUCUAUCCAGAUCCUGCUGACAUCCCUCAGGACCCUCGACGCCUGGGGCUGAACAGUUACACCGCUAUAUCAGAACACGUCCAUCUGGGAUCAGGUGACCCCUUCACCCCUGGCUUCCCCUCCUUCAACCACACCCAGUUCCCGCCCACACAGUCCUCUGGCCUGCCUGUCAUCCCUGCUCAGCCAAUCAGUGCCAACGUAGCCUCCAAGCUACUCAGUCAGUUGACCGGUCCAGUGUGCCCGCGCGGUUGGCAGGGCCGGCUGCCAUACGUCCGUUGUGUCCUGGGGCGGGGCUUCACCUCUGCAGACGGCAGGAGGAUCAGGAUGGGGGUCUAUAACACCAUGACUCCUGUUCUACUGAACAACAUCUUCUCUUCUCUGGAGGGAAGGAUAGAACCUGACCAGUACAUUAUAAUGGGGGCCCAGAGAGAUGCGUGGGGGCCGGGGGCGGUGAAGGCCGGGGUUGGAACAGCCAUCCUACUGGAGCUGGCUCGGACAUUCAGCAACAUGGUGCAGAACGGUUUCUACCCCAGGAGGAGUCUGUUGUUUGUCAGUUGGGACGCUGGAGACUUUGGGAACGUUGGUGCCACAGAGUGGUUGGAGGGUUACCUGUCCAUGCUACACCUGAAGGCUGUGGCGUACUUCAGUCUGGACCAGGCGGUUAUGGGUGAUGAUAACCUGUCGGCCUACACUAGUCCUCUACUGCUCGAUCUAAUAGAAUCAGCCAUCAAACAGGUGGAGCAUCCUAAACACACAGGCCAGACCAUCUACAGCCAGGCAGAGAAAGAGGGGGGCAGCUGGAAGAUUAUUAAGCCAUUGUACUUGAACAGCGGGGCAUAUAGUUUCACAGCCUUUGGAGGAGUUCCUGCUAUGGAGAUACGCUUCAAUGAGGACUCCCGCCCCUACCCGUUUGUCAACACCCCAUUGGACACCUCCGGGCGACUCCAGGAAGUCCUGGGGGGUCGUCUGGGGGUCGUAGGGCGGAGCCUAGGAGAGCUGGUUGGUCUGAUGGUGCUGCGAUUGGCUCACGACCACAUCCUGCCUCUACGCAUCACUACCUACUCCCAUACUGCACUGCAGUUCAGCGCCCAGCUCAACAAGCACUCUGUCGAGCUACAGGCUCGUGGUCUCUCUCCUCAGUGGGUGUUCAGUGCUAGAGGAGACUACAGCAGAGCAGCUGAGACCCUGCAGGAGGCCAUACUGAACUCUGAUGUACAGGACGAGACUAUGACACGUAUCUACAACACACGCAUGAUGAGGGUAGAGUAUUACUUCCUGUCCCAGUACGUGUCUGUGGUUGAGACUCCGUUCCGUCACGUUUUGCACGGUCGGGGGGAACACACUCUGAGUGCUCUCACCGAACACCUUUCUCUACUGACCUCCGACCCCAGGCGCUUCAACGAGGCUCUUUUCCGACGGCAACUAGCCCUGUUCACCUGGACACUGCAGGGAGCCGCCAACGCUCUGAGUGGAGACAUUUGGAACAUAGACAAUGUCUUCUAACAUAAACACAUGUAGAGAUGCAUACACACACACACACUAUACACACACACACACAUUACACUCACACUAUACAAACUCUAUCUCACCUCUCUGUCCUGUCAGUAUUUCUGGUGUAGGCAGACAGACACCUCUCUGUCCUGACAGUAUUUCUGGUGUAGGCAGACAGACACCUCUCUGUCCUGUCAGUAUUUCUGGUGUAGGCAGACAGACACUUCUCUCUCUUCUCUGAGGGGGUGUGUCUAAUUAAUCUGAAGAUGAGUCUCAAAUGGCACACUGUUCAUUAUGUAGUCUACUGCAUAGGGCUCUAUUCCAGUCUACUGCAUAGGGCUCUAGUCUAGUAUACUAUAGGGCUCUAUUCCAGUCUACUGCAUAGGGCUCUAUUCCAGUCUACUGCAUAGGGCUCUAGUCCAGUCUACUUCAUAGUGCUCUAUUCCAGUCUACUGCAUAGGGCUCUAGUCCAGUCUACUGCAUAGGGCUCUAUUCCAGUCUACUGCAUAGGGCUCUAGUUUCAGUCUACUUCAUAGUGCUCUAUUCCAGUCUACUGCAUAGGGCUCUAGUCCAGUCUACUGCAUAGGGCUCUAUUCCAGUCUAAUGCAUAGAGCUCUAUUCCAGUCUACUGCAUAGGGCUCUAUUCCAGUCUACUGCAUAGGGCUCUAUUCCAGUCUACUGCAUAGGGCUCUAGUCCAAUCUACUGCAUAGGGCUCUAGUCUAGUAUACUAUAGGGCUCUAGUCCAGUCUACUGCAUAGGGCUCUAGUCUAGUAUACUAUAGGGCUCUAGUCUAGUAUACUAUAGGGCUCUAUUCCAGUAUACUGCAUAGGGCUCUAUUCCAGUCUACUGCAUAGGGCUCUAGUCUAGUAUACUAUAGGGCUAUAUUCCAGUCUACUGCAUAGGGCUCUAUUCCAGUCUACUUCAUAGUGCUCUAUUCCAGUCUACUGCAUAGGGCUGUAGUCCAGUCUACUGCAUAGGGCUCUAUUCCAGUCUACUGCAUAGGGCUCUAGUCCAAUCUACUGCAUAGGGCUCUAGUUUAGUAUACUAUAGGGCUCUAGUCCAGUCUACUGCAUAGGUCUCUAGUCUAGUAUACUAUAGGGCUCUAGUCUAGUAUACUAUAGGGCUCUAUUCCAGUCUACUGCAUAGAGCUCUAUUCCAGUCUACUGCAUAGAGCUCUAUUUAGGUCUACUGCAUAGGGCUCUAUUCCAGUCUACUGCAUAGGGCUCUAUUCCAGUCUACUGCAUAGGGCUCUAGUCCAGUCUACUGCAUAGGUCUCUAGUCCAGUCUACUGCAUAGGGCUCUAUUCCAGUCUACUGCAUAGGGCUCUAUUCCAGUUUACUGCAUAGGGCUCUAGUCCAGUCUACUGCAUAGGUCUCUAGUCCAGCCUACUGCAUAGGGCUCUAGUCCAGUCUACUGCAUAGGGCUCAAGUCCAGUCUACUGCAUAGGGCUCUAUUCCAGUCUACUGCAUAGAGCUCUAUUCCAGUAUACUGCAUAGGGCUCUAGUCCAAUCUACUGCAUAGAGCUCUAUUCCAGUCUACUGCAUAGGGCUCUAUUCCAGUCUACUGCAUAGAUCUCUAUUUCAGUAUACUGCAUAGGGCUCUAUUCCAGUCUACUGCAUAGGGCUCUAUUCCAGUCUCCUGCAUAGUGCUCUAUUCCAGUCUACUGCAUAGGGCUCUAGUCUAGUAUACUAUAGGGCUCUAUUCCAGUCUAUUGCACAGGGCUCUAUUCCAGUCUACUGCAUAGGACUCUAUUCCAGUCUACUGCAUAGUGCUCUAUUCCAGUCUACUGCAUAGAGCUCUAUUCCAGUCUACUGCAUAGUGCUCUAUUCCAGUCUACUGCAUAGGGCUCUAGUCCAGUCUACUGCAUAUGGCUCUAUUACAGUCUAGUGUACUACAUAGGGCUAUAGUCUAGUAUACUAUAGGGCUCUAGACCUGUCUAGUGUUCUAUAUAUAGUGUACAGGGUGUUAUGUGGGAUUGCUCGUGAGCGUUAAUCUGUGUGAUUCUUUAGUAUUUCCUCUCCAUGACGACCUGGUUGCUCCUCCAUGGCUGAUCCCCAAAUGGCUCCCUAUUGCCUUUAUAGUGCACUAUAUGACACCCUGGUAAUGAGUGUAGUGCACUCUAUAUGGAAUAGGGUACCGUUGGGACUCACCCUGUAGGAUCCUGUUACUUCUAUAGACACUGACCUAGGAUCAGUUGUACUCUCUCUGCCUGGUGGUCAGGCUUAGAGUGGUGCAGGGUGAUCUGGUUCUAGAUCAGCCCUUAGGGUUAGUAACAACCUCCAAUAACAGUGAUUAUCAGUGACUCCCAUGUACAGUACUCUCCUCCAAUCAAACAGCAGUAUCUGCUAUCAAUCAACCCUCAUGUCACAAACCCGGGAGUGGGGCUUAAAUGGUGAAGGUGAGAGGUCAAGCCAGGUGACCUGAUUUGUUCAAUGGAGCCUGGGUAUUAUUUUGCUGAUGCCUCCCUUUCUCUGAGAAUGACCUUAGAACCCUGACCUCCUUGUUUGUGACAUCACAGGUCACUGCCUAGCCAGUGUUGUUGAGGACUGUGUUAUGCUACUUUGUCCCAAUAAAGUAUUGUCUUCUUGGAUCAUAA
Molecule: messenger RNA, 5114 nt
Organism: Oncorhynchus kisutch (coho salmon)
Lineage: Eukaryota; Metazoa; Chordata; Actinopteri; Salmoniformes; Salmonidae
Gene: tfr2
Product: transferrin receptor 2
Biological process (GO): transferrin transport; endocytic iron import into cell
Cellular component (GO): external side of plasma membrane
Molecular function (GO): transferrin receptor activity
Source: RefSeq, a predicted model, not a curated record